Messenger RNA from Sorghum bicolor (sorghum), 537 nucleotides. Its product is annotated as putative invertase inhibitor. Lineage: Eukaryota; Viridiplantae; Streptophyta; Magnoliopsida; Poales; Poaceae. Gene Ontology annotation, biological process: negative regulation of catalytic activity. The record is from RefSeq and is a predicted model, not a curated record. The transcript has a single exon. Bases 1 to 537 code for a protein of 178 amino acids. Gene Ontology annotation, molecular function: enzyme inhibitor activity.
AUGAGGUCAUUCCUGGUGCAACCUGUAUCCAUACUACUACUACUACUCUUCAUCACAGCCAUCGCUCCCGUGGUCACCGCCGGCGGCUCACCUGUCAUCAACGCGACGUGUGCCGCGCUCAAGUCCCUGCAACCCUACGACUACUGCGUGGGCGUGCUCUCCGCCGACCCAGCAGCCGCCGCUGCCACAGACGUCCGGGGAGUGGCGGCAGCCGCCGUCAACAUCACCGCGCAGAAGGCUGCGUCCACGUUGCUCGUCAUCAACUAUCUCGCCGGCGAUCUCAACACCUGCCGCGGGUACUACAGCAACAUGUUGCAGUCGUUGGAGAAUUCCCUCGUCCACUUUCGCGAUGGUCGAUUCUUGAAUGCGUCCCUAGGGAUCGCCAAUGCCACCGGAGAUCCCACGGGCUGCGAUUUACUGCUGUUCGAGGGGAAAACGCACAAGGAUCCGAUUUCCGACGAGAACUAUGAGAACAUGCGCUUGGUUGACCUAGCAGAUGGUAUCGUAGAUCUAUUCGCGAAUAAGCGUCUAUACUAG